AGACGAUUGGAGCCGUUUGAGGCGCAGCGGCGAUGGAGAAGUAUGAGAAAAUCAAAGUUGUUGGGAGAGGAGCUUUCGGGAUCGUCCACCUCUGCCGGAGGCGCAGCGACGGGGCCUUCGUCAUCCUGAAGGAAAUCCCAGUUGAGCAGAUGUCACGGGAUGAACGCUUGGCGGCCCAGAACGAGUGUCAGGUGCUCAAGCUGCUCAACCACCCAAACAUCAUCGAGUACUACGAGAACUUCCUGGAGGACAAGGCCCUGAUGAUAGCCAUGGAGUACGCACCAGGUGGGACGCUGGCUGAAUACAUCCAGAAGCGCUGUAACUCCCUCCUGGAUGAGGACACCAUCCUCCACUUCUUUGUGCAGAUCUUGCUCGCUCUCUACCACGUUCACAACAAACUGAUUCUGCACCGCGACCUUAAGACUCAGAACAUCUUGCUGGACAAGCACCAGAUGAUCGUCAAAAUCGGAGACUUCGGCAUCUCUAAGAUCCUCGUCAGCAAGAGCAAGGCGUACACGGUGGUUGGGACUCCCUGUUACAUCUCCCCAGAGCUGUGUGAGGGAAAGCCAUACAACCAGAAGAGCGACAUCUGGGCUCUGGGCUGUGUCCUGUACGAGCUGGCCAGCCUAAAGAGAGCUUUUGAGGCGGCUAAUCUUCCCGCCCUCGUCCUGAAGAUCAUGAGCGGAACCUUCGCUCCGAUAUCGGACCGCUACAGCCCAGAACUCCGGCAGCUCAUCCUCAACAUGCUCAACCUGGACCCAUCCAAACGGCCCCAGCUCAAUGAAAUCAUGGCUUUGCCCAUCUGCAUCCGGCCGCUGCUUAAUCUCUACACAGACAUAGGCAAUGUGAAAAUGCGCCGGAUUGAGAAACCGUUGUCGACCGUUCAGCCGCGAGGCAGACCAGGAGGGAGAGUUCCUGCUAACCGGACCAGAGACGCAUCUGCGGGUCUGGGAUCAGGAAAGGUGUGUUCUCUCCCGCUGUCCUCCGUGUAUACCUGGGGAAGUGGGAUAACGGCGCCUCUCCGGCUGCCGAUGCUGAACACAGAAGUGCUUCAGGUGUCACUGGGUAGAACUCAGAAGAUGGGAGUCACCAAGUCCGGCCGCCUGAUUACCUGGGAGGCUCCCUCCGUUGUGUCUGGAGAGGCCGGUCUGCCAGGCCUGGUGGAUCAGAUGCAGCCGCUGUUCAUGUCCCGUUUCCUCGAGGGUCAGUCAGGGGUCACCAUCAAGUCCGUGUCCUGUGGUGAUCUAUUCACCACCUGCAUGACAGACAGGGGUAUUAUCAUGACAUUUGGAAGCGGAAGCAAUGGCUGUCUGGGACAUGGAAACUUUAAUGAUGUAACACAGCCUAAGAUUGUGGAGGCUCUGCUGGGCUACGAGUUGGUCCAGGUGUCCUGCGGAGCUUCUCACGUCGUCGCCGUGACCAAUGAAAGGGAGGUGUUUGCUUGGGGAAGAGGAGACAACGGUCGCCUUGGCCUGGGCACCCAGGACACACACAACAGUCCCCAGCAGGUGUGUCUGCCUGCAGAGUUCGAGGCUCAGAAAGUGGUGUGUGGCGUGGAUUGCUCCAUGGUUGUCAGCACGCGGUGCAGCAUUCUGGCAUGUGGAAGCAACAGGUUCAACAAACUUGGUUUGGACACGAUUACAGCUGGGGAGGAACCGAAUCCCGUGAAUCAGGUUGAAGAAGUCCAUUCUUACACUCCAGUUCAGUCAGCCCCGCUCAACUCUGACAGGAUAGUUUACGUCGACAUUGGAACCUCCCAUUCUGUUGCUGUCACAGAAGAGGGCCGUUGUUAUACGUUUGGCAGCAACCAGCACGGUCAGACGGGCUGCAGCUCCCGGCGCAGCAGCCGGGUGCCCUACCAGGUGCUUGGCCUGAAGGACAUCACCUCGGCCGCCUGCGGCGACGCCUUCACCCUGGCCAUUGGAGCUGAAGGUGAGGUGUACACAUGGGGAAAAGGGGCUCGCGGUCGCCUGGGAAGAAAAGAAGAGGAUUGUGGGAUACCGAAGCCGGUGCAGCUUGACGAGAGCCACCCGUUCGCAGUGACGUCGGUGGCCUGUUGUCAUGGCAACACCCUGCUGGCAGUCAAACCUUUGUUUGAGGAUCCUGGUUCUAGAUGACUUUGAGCUGAACACAUAGGAUGGAGACCUUCCCUAAUCAUUACCUCCUCGGUCCUCUUCUGCAUCCGGUGCAUUUGUG
Molecule: messenger RNA, 2196 nt
Organism: Poeciliopsis prolifica (blackstripe livebearer)
Lineage: Eukaryota; Metazoa; Chordata; Actinopteri; Cyprinodontiformes; Poeciliidae
Gene: nek8
Product: NIMA-related kinase 8
Exons: 15
Coding region: 33-2117 (694 amino acids)
Biological process (GO): protein phosphorylation
Molecular function (GO): protein kinase activity; ATP binding
Source: RefSeq, a predicted model, not a curated record